Penicillium brevicompactum is the source of this 1755-nucleotide messenger RNA. RefSeq names its product glycerol kinase. The transcript is spliced from 4 exons. Bases 1 to 1755 code for a protein of 584 amino acids. NCBI's taxonomy places the organism in Eukaryota, Fungi, Ascomycota, Eurotiomycetes, Eurotiales, Aspergillaceae. The record is from RefSeq and is a predicted model, not a curated record. Gene Ontology annotation, molecular function: glycerol kinase activity. Gene Ontology annotation, cellular component: mitochondrion. Gene Ontology annotation, biological process: glycerol metabolic process; triglyceride metabolic process; glycerol-3-phosphate biosynthetic process.
AUGCGGAACCCCUUCGAGUUGGACUACGAUAGCGUCGAUGGCGAUUCAGAGCCUCCCACCGAUUUCGAGGGCCGGGAAGACCAUGUCCACCAACACCAGGAGCAACUGCAGCAACGACAUCUCAACCUUAACUUCCGACCAAAGCAAGAGGAUGAUGGAGACCGGGCAUUGCUGCAAGAAGAUGAGGAGCAGGAUGAUAUGAAGCGUCGUUUUAUUGGUACCAUUGAUCAGGGUACGACGAGUACUCGAUUCAUCAUCUUCGACUGCACAGGUGUCCCCAUCGCCAAGUACCAGACCGAAUUCCGUCAGAUUCACGAGCACCCAGGAUGGCACGAACAAGACCCAUAUGAAUUGGUGGAGUCCGUCUAUAUCUGUAUCGAAGAGGCCAUGAAGUCAUUCCUGGCCCUUGGCUAUGAAAUAUCCGACAUCGAGGCCAUUGGAAUCACCAGUCAACGAGAAACCGCCUUGGUCUGGGACUGGGAAACCGGCGAGCCCCUGCACAAUGCCAUCACCUGGACCGAUACUCGUACCGUCAACUUGGUUCGCGAACUCAAGGCCAAGCCCGGUGCCGAUGACCUCAAAAACAUCUGCGGCCUGCCUCUCUCCACAUACCCCUCGUCCGUCACCCUACGAUGGAUGCUCGACCACCUGCCUGAUGUCCGAUCGGCCUACGAUGACGGGCGGGCUGCUUUUGGAACCGUUGACAGUUGGCUCAUCUACAACCUCAACGGUGGCCCCCAGAACAAGCGUCUGGUCACUGAUGUCACCAAUGCUUCCCGGACCAUGUUCAUGAACCUCGAAACCCUCCAAUACGAUGAUCGACUGUUGAAGUUCUUCGACAUCGACAAGACCAAGCUUCGCCUCCCAGAUAUCCUCCCAUCAUCCGACCCUGAAGGCUUUGGUAAGGUGGCCGAAGGGCCGUUGGAAGGUGUUCCCAUCACCAGCUGUCUGGGUGACCAGGCCUCCGCCUUGGUUGGUCACUGUGCCUUCUCCCCCGGUAUGGCAAAGAACACCUACGGUACUGGUUGUUUCUUGCUAUACAACGUGGGUGACAAGCCUGUCAUCUCGAAACACGGCCUGUUGGGCACAGUGGGCUUCCAAUUAGGUCGUGACCGCAAGCCGGUCUACGCCUUGGAGGGCAGUGUCGCCGUCGCAGGCAGUGGUGUCUCCUUCCUCAUGAACAACCUCGGCUUCUUCCGUGACUCGCGGAAGGUCAGUGAUUUGGCUGCCAGUGUGCCUGAUAACGGAGGCUGUAUCUUCGUCACUGCCUUCAGUGGUCUCUUUGCACCUUACUGGAUCGAUGACGCCCAGGGAACUAUUUGGGGAAUCACUGCACACACACAAAAGGGACACAUUGCCCGCGCGACCAUGGAAGCGGCCUGUUUCCAAACCAAGGCCAUCUUGGAUGCCAUGGCAAUGGACAGCGGCAAAGCUUUGACGGAAUUGGCUGUUGACGGUGGCAUGAGUAACUCCGAUAUUUGCAUGCAGACUCAAGCCGAUAUCAUUCAAAUUCCGGUCGAGCGUCCCUCAAUGCACGAAACCACCGCCCUCGGUGCCGCCAUUGCCGCCGGCUUCGCCAUUGACAUCUGGAAGGAUUUCUCCGAACUCAAGAAUAUGAACCGCGCCAACCGUGCCUCCUUCGCCCCCGCGAUGAGCGUUAAGGCCAGCGGCAAGAUGUAUAAAAAGUGGUCUAAAGCUGUUGAGAUGUCGCGCGGCUGGGCGGAGAACGAAGAAGAAGAAGACGACGACGAAUAA